Manihot esculenta (cassava) is the source of this 970-nucleotide messenger RNA. RefSeq lists its product as uncharacterized. The record is from RefSeq and is a predicted model, not a curated record. The transcript has 3 exons. Bases 186 to 752 code for a protein of 188 amino acids. NCBI's taxonomy places the organism in Eukaryota, Viridiplantae, Streptophyta, Magnoliopsida, Malpighiales, Euphorbiaceae.
GCAACCGGAUCCAAAAUUCCAAACUAAGUUUUCCUUGCGCGUGCAGAAAAGGAAAAGAAAACUAGAAGAAAAAAAAAGUAAAAUCUCAAUCCUCACUAUUUUCCAGUUCUCCACGGCACUCUACGUAAAAGCCACACGAUAAGAUAAAUAACAAAUUUGAGAAAUUGAGUUGAUCUGACGUCGAAAUGAAGGAUGUAGAUUCUCUCCCAACAUCCACGACGGCAGCGACGGUAACGGUAACGGCAACGGCGACGGCGACUAGUGCAAAGAAGGAAACCUCUGAUUCUAAUCUAUUUGGUAAGGGCCGCUAUAAAUUCUGGGCUUUAGCUGCCAUUUUGCUUUUGGCAUUUUGGUCAAUGUUCACUGGAACUGUCACUCUUCGUUGGUCCGCCGGCAACCUCAACAGUCUAUCCGAUGACCUUGACGCUCCUAUCCACGACGAUCUCGACGUCCUUGAAAUGGAGGAAAGGGAGAAGGUGGUAAAGCAUAUGUGGGAUGUAUACACCAAUAGCCGUCGGAUCAGAUUACCUCGAUUUUGGCAGGAGGCUUUUGAGGCUGCAUACGAGGAGUUGACUAGCGAUGUCCCUGAGAUUAGAGAUGCUGCCAUUUGUGAGAUCGCCAAGAUGUCUGUCCGCUCCAUUGUUCUCGAUCCGCCGCCCUUUCAAUCAACGAGUGCACAAGAAUUAAACAAGAGCCUGAAGUUAGCAGGGAAAGGUGCGGCUAUUGCAACUUCAAGGAGGAGCGAUGAAUGAUGGUUGAGAAAAUCAAGAACCUUAGGCGUCCAUCUACGUUAUUAUUAUGUAAUGGCAAUUGUACUUAAUUAGGUUCUUGUUCUUCCAAGAUUUUGCUGUCACAAUCUUGUCUUGUGGGUGGACCUUGUAAAACCUUUUUCAGUAGAUAAAUUCAGUGAGAAAUUUUGAUAUUUCUUUCAUAUAAAUUAAUUAAAGUGAAAUAAUUACUUUUUAAUUCG